AUGUACUUGCCAGCUUCUGAUUAUUGGCUUAAUCAUGUUUUCAACCCUACAAGCACCAAAGCCGCUGAAGCUGCGUGGGAAGCUUUCUGGCCUAUUUUCGCCAGUUCACCCUCCCGUACUUUGAUUGUGGAUAUUCUUGAUUCUGGUAUAAGAGUGCCAGAGGAGGCACUAUUGGAACCUUUAACAGGUCUCAGAGGCGAGACCAUCGAGGUUCUACUGCCAUGGCCGGAGGGUUCUGCCAUGAGUGGGAACUUUGACGAGGCUGAAUUUACAGUUGCAAGACCAAAGGGGGAGGAGCGAAUGCUCGAGUUAAACUUCGAAGCAGGAGGGUACACUGGACAACGUGGCGGUAUAAGUAAGCAAUCGUCACAGAUAGUCCUCUUAGGAAAUAUUUACACAUUGCUGCGUGAAAGAUUUCCCACCUUGAAAGCCGAGGAUACGGAUCGCCUGUAUGGCUUGAUUCAGGAGAAGCGGAUUGAAAAAAGAGACAAGAAGGGAAACAAUCGUGCAGUUGAACCUCCGGAUAAGGCUCGUCUAGGUCAGUUGUCUGAUUGA
Molecule: messenger RNA, 555 nt
Organism: Glarea lozoyensis ATCC 20868
Lineage: Eukaryota; Fungi; Ascomycota; Leotiomycetes; Helotiales; Helotiaceae
Exons: 2
Coding region: 1-555 (184 amino acids)
Source: RefSeq, a predicted model, not a curated record